GACGGCCAGCGUGGGGCGUGCGGGGCGCCGGAGCGCACGCCGGAGGGGGGCGUGGCUGACGAGGCGCUCGGCAAAAUCCUCGGACGCCGCUCGGACCUCGGCGGCGGGGUGGCUGUGGGAUUCUGGCCUCGGAAGCCCGCCGCUCUGUCCGGUGUCCGCCAGCACAUCCUCUGACCCUGGCGGCCUCGCUUUGCGCAUUCUCAGGUCUGCAUCUACCACAUGGCAGGCCUGUUCCCACCACCGCCUGGUCCCACGUUUGUCCUCCGAGGCACACAGUCACCUGUGAACACGCUGCAUUUCUGCCCAGCAUCCCAAGCUCUGGGGAACCCACUCCUUUUCUCGGGGUCUCAGAGUGGCCUGGUGCACAUCUGGAGCCUACAGACCAGAAGAAUAGUUGCCACUCUAAAUGGCCACAGGGGCCAGGGUGUAACCUGGCUGAAGACACUGCCCCAGGGCCACCAACUCCUCAGCCAGGGCCGGGAUCUGCGGCUGUGCCUGUGGGACUUGGCAGAGGGCAGGAACACCAUCAUGGACACAGUUCAGUUGGACAGUGUGGGCUUCUGCAAGAGCUCAGUCCUGGCCAGGGGACAGCUAUGUUGGAUGCUUGCUGUGCCUGGGAAGGGCAGUGAUGAGGUUCAGAUUCUGGAGAUGCCAUCCAAGACGUCAGUGUGCACCCUGAAGCCGGAGGCAGAUGCCAAGCCAGGCAUGCCCAUGUGCCUGGGGCUGUGGCAGGCUAACUCCAGUCCCCGCCCUCUCCUUCUGGCUGGCUAUGAGGAUGGAUCGGUAACCCUGUGGGACGUCUCGGAGCGGAAGGUGUGCAGCCGAAUCGCCUGCCAUGAAGAACCUGUCAUGGGCCUUGACUUCGACUCUCAGAAGGCCAAGGGCGUCUCGGGCUCUGCCGGGAAGGUGCUGGCUGUCUGGAGUCUGGACAGCCAGCAGUCCCUGCAGGUGUACAAGACUCAGGAACUCACCAAUCCUGGGAUUGCCGAAGUCACCAUCCGGCCAGACCACAAGAUCUUAGCCACAGCAGGCUGGGACCAUCGCAUCCGUGUGUUUCACUGGAGGACAAUGAAGCCACUGGCUGUUCUGGCCUUCCACAGCGCCUCCGUGUACUGCGUGGCCUUCGCCACCGAUGGCUUGCUUGCUGCGGGGUCCAAGGACCAGCGUAUCAGCAUCUGGUCACUCUACCCCUGCCCGUGACCUCGCUGUCGGACGCUGCUGUCUUACCCCAGUGUUGACCUGGCCCUGUGGAAAGUCCUCAGGGGCCUCUGAGGACGGCAAAUGGUGGCCAAAGGUCUGUGGAAGCCACUUUCUUCCUAAGGUUCUCUGUUCAUUCAGAUGACAGUACCUGAUGACAGACACCUGGCCCUGUA
Molecule: messenger RNA, 1373 nt
Organism: Peromyscus eremicus (cactus mouse)
Lineage: Eukaryota; Metazoa; Chordata; Mammalia; Rodentia; Cricetidae
Gene: Gnb1l
Product: G protein subunit beta 1 like
Exons: 8
Coding region: 220-1200 (326 amino acids)
Molecular function (GO): protein binding
Source: RefSeq, a predicted model, not a curated record